Molecule: messenger RNA, 2026 nt
Organism: Perca flavescens (yellow perch)
Lineage: Eukaryota; Metazoa; Chordata; Actinopteri; Perciformes; Percidae
Gene: mcrs1
Product: microspherule protein 1
Exons: 14
Coding region: 267-1667 (466 amino acids)
Biological process (GO): positive regulation of transcription by RNA polymerase II
Cellular component (GO): MLL1 complex; NSL complex; Ino80 complex
Molecular function (GO): protein binding; G-quadruplex RNA binding
Source: RefSeq, a predicted model, not a curated record
AUUUACACUCCAGUCCAGAAGGAGGUAGUAGUGCGCCGUAACGCUGCCAACCGCGAUAACACCUCGCAGGAAGUAGUUAGCUAGAUAGCAGACUAGCAGGGCCCUUUACUGUCUAUGGCAGGAACGCUUAUACGUCAUAUUCAUGUAGCCAGUUAGCCCGUUAGCCAUGUAGUUAGCUACCGAGGUGUUUAUAAAAGGCAUACAUAGGUUAUACAGACUCCAGUUAACGGAUCAGAUACCACAACGAAGGAAAAUAGUGAGAAAAGAUGCAAGCAGGUGACCCUGCGGUUGGUGCACCGAUGGCAGUGGCUGGUGCUCAGAGUCGGUCGGAGGAUGAAGAGUCACUCGGAGUGAAAGAUGUGAAAAGGACGGCAACACAAGCGUUUGGCAGUGGUGUUCCCAAACGCAGAAGUUCCUCCAGGUCAAUAAAGAGGAAGAAAUUUGACGAUGAACUGGUUGAGAGCAGUCUUGUGAAGUCGUCCAGUAGAGUCAAAGGCCCACCUGUCAUAGAGCCUGUCCGCUGUUCAGGGAGUGAACCUUCAUCUAGUGAGAAAAAGAAGGUAACAAAAUCAGGAAAUUCUCUCACACCGCCUCUCACCAUGUUAGUAAACCCUGCGCCCAUCACCAAAAGAGUAAAGAAAAGCAAGCAGCCUCUACAUAUUACUAAAGACUUGGGAAGAUGGAAACCCACUGAUGACCUGCUUCUUAUAAAUGCAGUGUUGCAGACCACAGACCUAACCUCUGUUCAUUUGGGGGUCAAGUUCAGCUGUCGUUUCACGUUGCGAGAAAUUAAAGAGAGGUGGUACGCUCUCCUCUACGAUCCUGUCAUCUCAAAGCUGGCAUGGCAGGCCAUGCGUCAGCUUCACCCAGAAGCCAUUGCAGCAAUCCAAAGCAAAGCUCUCUUCAGUCAGGUUGAGGAGGCACUGCUGGCUAAGAUUGGCUCAACUAGUCAGCCCAAAGUGGACAUGUUCCAGGAGCUUCUGAGCAAACACCCUGGUGUCUUUCACCCAUCUCGCACCCCCAAGAGCCUGCUGGUACACUGGCAGCUGCUGAAGCAGUACUACCUACUGGAUGACCAGAGUGUCCAGCCUCUUCCUAAAGGUGACCAGGUCCUCAACUUCUCUGAUGCUGAGCAGAUGGUUGAUGAUGUAAAGUUAAAGGAGAGUAGAGAUGAGGUGUUGGAACAUGAGCUGAUGAUUUCCGAUCGUCACCAAAAAAGAGAGAUCAGACAGUUGGAGCAGGAGUUGCCUCGUUGGCAGGUCCUCGUGGACAGUAUUACGGGGAUGAGCAUGCCUGAUUUUGACAACCAGACACUGGCAGCAUUACGAGGAAGAAUGGUACGCUACCUCAUGAGAUCGCGAGAGAUUACGUUGGGCAGAGCGACCAAGGACAAACCGAUAGAUGUAGAUCUGUCGCUAGAGGGACCUGCCUGGAAAAUAUCAAGGAAACAAGGAAUUAUUAAACUGAAGAAUAAUGGAGACUUCUUCAUCGCCAAUGAGGGCAGACGACCCAUCUACAUUGAUGGCAGACCAGUCCUGUCGGGCAACAAGUGGAAACUCAACAACAACUCAGUGGUGGAGAUUGCAGGUCUUCGCUUUGUGUUUCUCAUUAACCUGGAACUCAUCUCACUUAUAAAAGCCGAAGCAGCCAAGAUGACACCGCAGUAAAUGUCAGCCAUCCGGCAGAAGAGUGACCAAACGGGACAUAUUGGCAGGCAUACGGAUGCAGUCAGUGCUUUUCUAUCCAACAGCGGUUAACAGUCCCACGAAGUGCAGUAGUGCUACCACGAAUCAGACCGACAACAGCCUUGUUAACCUGAAAUGAGAAUUUUAAACAGACUACAGCUAAAUCCCGGAGAAAGCUAGUAACAGGUGUUACCUGUUAUUUCGACAGUUUCCAUGUUGUGAUGUAGACACUCUCAUGGUAGAGCCUUGUUUUUAUUUUAUUUUUCAGAAUAUUGUAUUUAAAUUCUGUAGUAAAGCUUUUUCAAAAUAUUAAACUUGUAUACACUAUGUUCUGAAGUUCA